Mytilus californianus (California mussel) is the source of this 6634-nucleotide messenger RNA. RefSeq names its product phosphatase and actin regulator 1-like. NCBI's taxonomy places the organism in Eukaryota, Metazoa, Mollusca, Bivalvia, Mytilida, Mytilidae. The transcript is spliced from 13 exons. Gene Ontology annotation, molecular function: actin binding. Bases 298 to 2064 code for a protein of 588 amino acids. Gene Ontology annotation, biological process: actin cytoskeleton organization. The record is from RefSeq and is a predicted model, not a curated record.
AUAUUAUACUAGUAGGUGUGUUCUAAGUCUUACAUACACAAGUUGUAUAUAACAUAGAGCCUAAGGGGUGUCAGAUUCAUAGACCUGUCACAGGAAAAUCAGAAUUCAUUCGUGUGUGAAAUUUCUACAAAGAUAGUAGAGUAUUAACUGUAAAGUGUAAUGUACUGCCGUGGUUUAAACUGUUGAGGAAAAGGAAUUUAUUUUUCAUUCAUUCAAAAGGAUACUUCACUAAACAGCUGAGAUUUCUUUUACGUUUUUUUAUGUAAAGAAAAUGGAUUAGUUUUGUUACCAAAAAAUAUGAGGUUUAGAAGAAAAAAGAAAUCUAAAUCAAAAGAGAAAAAAGCUGAGGACAAAGAAAAACAAAAAAAUGGUGAAGUUAAAACAGCCUCCUUAGGUCCAAACACACCACAACCAGAAAAAAGAAGUAAAUUUUCUAGCUUUGGUAAAAUAUUUAAACCAUGGAAAUGGAAGCGGAAGAAGAAGAGUGAAAAGAUAGAAAAAACUGCUGUUGAACUUGAAAGAAAGAUUUCAGUUCGAUCAACCAGAGAAGAAUUAAUCAAGAAGGGUGUAUUGAAAGAACCAUUGGACAUAAAACCAUCAACACAAGAAGGGCCGUCAAUUGAGCAGACGUCUGCUGAAAUCAAUAAUGACCAAAACAAAACCUCUACUGUUGUAGUAGAACAAAACCAUGUGGACCAAAAUAGCACAGAUACAGAUAAAGCUGAGGGGACAGAGAAAAUUAACUCGGGGGAGAAUGUUGAUUCAGUGGUAACAACAGAAUUGUCACAGUGUACAACCAUUACUACACAAGCUGAAAUCACACCUGUUAGUUCUAGUGCUGACACACCAGCUCUAACCACUGCACAGGCCAGACCUAUGGUAUUUCCUAAACUUCCCAAUGCUGAUAAACCUGAACCUGCUCCAAAGGAGGUUACCAUGGAAACAGCCAUUCCAACAAAAGAAGAAUCUUCCACAACUAAAGAAGAUACAUCUGUAUCAGAUAAACCUUCAGGUGUAGAAGUUACAAAAAAUAAUGAACAACAACAAGUAAAUAAAUCAGAACAAAAGAAUGAAAAGCAGGAAGAAGAGGAAGAGCCAGAAAUAAUAUAUCCUGAAGGAUAUGCACCUGUUCCUGCUAGUGAACCUGACUUGUCAUUAAUACCUAAAAAAAGUGCUUUGAAAGGGGCAGGUGGAGGAGGCGAUAUUAAGCCUGUCACACCUGUGUCUCGAGAUAAAAAUGAUAAUCAUUCUCAUGUGAACUUUUCUCAUGUAGAUGUUAUAACUACACCUCAGAUAUCAAAUGUGAUAAAACAGCCCUCACCAAAGCCUUCACCAAAAUCUACACCCUUAUCUAGUGCUAUGGCUCGGCCAAAACUUAGAGGCGGUUUAGCCCAUUUCUCUACGGACAGCAAUAAAGAAAAUGUACCUAUUCCGGUUUCCAUGCCAACAGUUCCUCCAACUACCACGUCUUCCCAUUCUAAUGAUGAUUCCUCGUCAGAUGAUGAAGAGAUUCGUUAUCGUGAUGAGGAGGAAGAAGAAGAUGAAGAACAAGAACUGAGUUCAUUAGCAGCAAAAGUAGCUCGCCAAGAUAGUUUAGCAAAAUUUUUAAGCUCUCGACCAACACGUCGGGAAUUAGUAGAGAAAAAUAUUAUACAUUCUGUAUCAGAAGAUCAAGAUAAAGAGAGGAGGUCUGCCAUAGGAACAGCUUUAACUAGACGAUUGAGUUUGCGUCCUUCACAAGAAGAACUAGAACAAAGAAAUAUUUUACACAUGCAAAGUAGUGAAGAAGCAAGAAAAGAAAAAGAAGAGAAGAAAAAAUUUCUCAUAAGAAAGUUAAGUUUUAGACCAAGUAUUGAAGAACUGAAAGAAAGAAAAAUUAUACAGUUUAGUGAUUAUGUUGAAUGGACAGAAGCUCACGAGUAUGACAGACGAGCAGAUAAACCUUGGACUCGGUUAACACCUAAAGAUAAGGCUGCCAUUAGAAAAGAAUUAAAUGAAUUUAAAAGCAAAGAAAUGGAUGUUCAUGAAGAAAGUAAACAUCUAACUAGAUUUCAUAGACCUUGACAUAUAUAGACAUUUUAGUGAUAACCAAAUCAUAUAGCAAAAAGUGCUGGAGCUGGCCAUAAAGUAACAAACCAGGAUUGGUUAUACAAGAUGGUUCUACUGGUUGACAAUGUAUGUGGAACAUCAGGGACUGUAUCACGCCAGGACUCUUGUUUUUUAUUGUCAAAUUGUUUCAGUUAUAUGGUACAUCAGGGAUAAAUAGCUUUGCUAUAACUUGAAUGGGGAAUAUAAGAUUGCAUUAUUUAUAUUUUAAAUUAAAUUGUUAUUAUUGUAUUUAGAAUUUUGUUGUUUUAUCAAUGAAUGUUUUCAAUUCUGAUACAAUUAAAGUAGUGUCUUUUCUUCAUGGAAAUUAAUUUAUACCUGUACUACUUUUUUUUUGAGAAUUGAAGUGAAAUCAAAACAGAAUUUUGUUGUGAAAUAGACUUAAACAAGAGAGAAAUAGAGCACACACUCACAGAUGCAAACUAAAUGUUUAAGGAUUUGAUAUUUGAGAGAAAUUAGUGUGAAGAAAGUUUCUAGCUUUGUAGUACAAAAAGAUAAAAAUAAGAUAAUUUUUCAUGUAAAAAGACACAUUUUACUUAAGUAUUAUAAUGUGAAAAGAUAUAAAGCUAUUUAAGAUCUGGUUCUGUGUGAAAACAACUGGCAUGUUGAUUACAAACUAUAAUAAGAGAGAUCCCCAUAUUUAGCAUGACUUGAUCAAUUUUAAACAUAUAAGAUUGAGAUGCAAUAUAAUUGUACCCAUGUUAGGUGUAUUAUAUUAUACAUUUUACAUAUAUGAGAUGUAAAAUUUUGUUGCAUUUUUUGAUACAUGAUCUUGUUAACAUUGUAUAAAUAUCAUUGGAUGAUCCUAUACAUUGUAAAUAUUUGUCCUCAGUGUCAUCCUUAAACAAAUUAAUUUAUCUAUUUUUUACUUAAUGCACCCAUUAUAUGUUAAAUUUUUAAAUGAUGUGCCACAUAAGAAAAUGAUGAUAAUAAUGAUGAUAUUCAGAUAAUAAUUAAUUAUAACAAAUGUCGAUUAAAGUUAAACGAAAUUGAACUUUGAAGAGUCAAAUAAAUUUGUUGCUUUUGUUCAUGAUUCAAAUGACACUUUAAAUGAAAACAUUGUUUAACUUUAAUUGACGUUUGUGCAAUCCAGUUUUGAUAUUUGACUUGCUUGCAUUUAACUGUUUAAGUGUUGUCGUCUCAAAACUUAAAACUUUUGAUAAUAAAAUUCCAGGAACACACUUUCUUAGUCCAAGUUUUAUAAAUCUUUCAUUUGAACAGGAAUAAUACCUAUAUUUUUACUUGAUUGAUUUUAAUAAUUGCAACCAUAAUAUAAUUUAAAAGCUCCUAAUGCAAUCUCAAACAAUAGUAAUUUCAUAAAAUUCUGCAGAGUUAAAACCAUGAUGGCAACUUGAAAAUCUGAUAGUAAUAUUGUAUAUGAAUGAAAUGUUCCAUGAGUCAAUUCCAACAAAAUAUAAAAAAUAUAAAAGUGAAGUGGUUAUAAUGACCUCUUCAAUGAGAUUGAAUUCAAAUAUUAAGUAAUAUUUCUUGUGUGGCCUAAUUUUGACAGCAUGCUGUUUAAAUGCUUAUUACUUAUGUGAAAACAUGAUAGUAAUGUUUAUAUUUUUAUGAUCUUAUCAAGCUUUAAAUGGAUAGAUGAAAUAAAGAUAACUUCACUGAUGUUUACCGCUGAGUUUAUACAGGAGAACUUGUUUGGGCAAUCUCUAAGUAAUACACAUGGGAGUUGUUUUCUUUGUUUCUUUAUCUUAUAUCAGGCGAAAGACAACUGUGCAUACGGCCUGCAUGGGCGGGUGGUGUUGGCUCACUAUUCCAAAUAAAACCUUCAAAUGGUCAAACAAACAAUAGAUAUAUAUAUAUGUUAAGAAAUAUGUACACAUUAACACAGUUAUAUACCUUGACGGCAAUUAAAAAACUAUUUAGAAAAUGCUUUAAAAACAAUUAUAAAUACAAGAUGAAAUCAAACCUCUUGCAAGCAAUCUGUCAAGAUAUGAAACUGGUGCAAAUAAACUUUCUGUUUGCCCACAAUCUACACAUACUAUGUUUUGUGUUUAAUUUUAAAAUUGCCUUAUAUAUAUACAAGAAAAGGUUAUAGUUUAGUGAAAUUUGAUUUAGUUUAGUUUGCAAAGAUGUCCUCUUCAUUGCCCAUGGUUAACCAGUAAUGUGUUACCAUACUCUUCAACAUAAAUGUUCGGUACCAGAGUUUAUAUUUAUAUGUUAUACAGCUAAACAUUAUUUGCACACUUUUAUAUUAUGUUCAAAAUAUGAAGACACAGUAUCCAAGGUCAUUGCUUUAAAAGUUCUCUCAAAUGAAAAAUACAACAUAAUAGGAUCUUGUGAUUGCCUUGUUCAGUAAUAUGAAUCAAUCGGCCAGCUGUAACUUAAUUUCAGGUAAAUAAAUAAGUAUUUAUGACAACCAGGAAACAAAACAAUGAAUCUUUCACAGUGGAUUCAUUUAUUUUUGUUGAUACCAAUUUUUGUGGAAAUUUUUUUCCCAAAGUCUGUGUACAAGCUUAAAGAAACUAUUUUAACCUUUGAACAUGUAAAUUCAUACCCCACAAAUAAUAAUGAUCACACAGUAGACACUGAGUAGUUGAACAGUACUCAACAAACUGCUUAUGUUAAUCUUUCAAAUUAUGCUAGAUAUAAUCUUAUUAUAUGUAUGAAAUACAAAAAAAUAUUCUAGCUAUAUAUUGUUCGUGAUAUUUCCUACCGACUAUGACAGAGUGUUUUGACACUUAUCAUCUCAAUCAUUGUACUGAUAUUUUGCUUUAAAAGAUGAGAUAUUAUAGUAACCAUAACUUAAACACUAAAAAUACAUUACUUCUUAGAAUACCAUUGAAAUGUAGAUGCUAUCUAAGUGACAUCACAAAAAUCUCAGUUACCAUGUUUUGCUCAAAAACAAUUCAUUCGUGAAUAUAUUUUUUUUAAAUACAGUACAAGUAAUUGAGAUAAUGAAAAUGAUGUCUUUAUUCAUAUACUAUAUUUUGGUAAUUCCUAGAAAGACCUUAGUUUGAAUUAGGCUGUUGAUCAUAUUGGACAAUCCAUAUGUUACUUGGAAGAUAUAAAAAUGAAGUAAUUAAACAAAUUGUAAACUUUUUUUAAACAUACAAACUGGAUUGCCUAAUCAGAAAAUUAUUUAAAUAUAUAUUUACUGUUUUCAGAUAGAUGAAUGUCUAAUGAGGGGCUAAAUAUUUUGAUAAGUUUAUAUAUCUUCAUAAAUUUCAGAAAAAAGGAGUCUUUAUGAUAGCUUUACCUUUUAAUUUAGUGCUCAACAAUUGGUAUCUUUCGCCUCUCUUUUAGGUCAUAAUUCUAUUUAAAAAGUCAUCUUUGUGUCUAAUGUUCAAUAUUUUUUUCAAUGUUAUAUUUUCUAUGAAAAAUAGAGUUUUCAUUUUCAUACAAACAGAGAAGAGUAGAAAAAAAAUCACUUUUGCAGUAGUUCAUUAGUUAAUACAGUUUACACAGUACUUAAUAAGAAAGUACAUCUGCUUUAAGUCACAUGAUGCUCAUGUGACUUUAAAGUGAAAUGUGAUUUGUCUGUAGUAGUUUUCAGUAUUGAUUAUUUUUUCUGUGUACAAUUUGAUAAAUGUUUGUAUUAAUUUUGUGCAAUUUUGUCAUAAAAUGAUGCUUUUAUGUAAACUUAAUAGUAGUUGCUGCAUUUUAAAAUGAAAAGAAAUACAGAAGACUGGACAAUUUAAACAUUAGUUAUCAGUAAAUGUAAAACAAAUAUUACAGAAAAUUUCCCAUUUAAGAAAAUAUAACGUUUUUCUCUAUCAACAUUUUACCAUUCAUGCAAUGCCAGUUAUGCCAAAAAAACAAAAACAAAAAGUGCCAGAUAAUUCAAGUUUCAUGGGGCCACUUUCAUCUAGUGUCAGGUUAAUAAUCAUCCAUGCAUGAACAUGAUAAUUGAAGAACUGACACUUGUUUCAUUAAUACAUUUAUUUUUACUCAUGAUAAUAACUUUAUAUAAAUAAACACAAGUUUGAAAGAUAUCUUUUGAUUCAAGUCCAUGAAGAUCAUGAAAUUUUUCAUUAGUGAAAGAAUUUUUGUCUUUUCCUAAGCGAAGCCUAACAGAAUGAUGACAAGAGUGAAAUUUCUUUCACGAGUUGAAGAGUUCUCUUCUUCUUAUUUUUGACAAAUGUUUUUAUCAUUUAUUAAAAUAAAAACUGAUAUUCCAUUUUCAAACAAUUAACAGACUUUUAUAGAAAAAUUUCCUUGAGCAGUGGAUUGGGGGUUUUCUUUAUAUUAAAGCUAAAAAUAAAUUCAGUAGAAGGUUUAUUACCUAUAGAACUACAGCAACACAAACACUUAAAAUUCACAUUUCAUUUCUAACUAUAGUGAUUUUUUUGCCUUAUUGCUACUUAUUAUUCAGAAAGUUUUCUUUAUCAUUUUCAUAUUAAUAUGACAAUUGUUAUUUACAGGGGUAAUUAAUUAAAAGUGCUUCAUAUUUCAUCUUAGAAUGCAGUAAUUAUACAUGUAACAGAUUUUUAAUUUUGAUUCUUCAUAUGUCCAUUGUAAGUCUUGUACUGUUUCAACAGAGACUUUGUUGAAAUAAAUUAUCUUAUUUACA